CAUCCACUUGUUAGUUGGUAUCUUGCCGUGUACGUGGGAGGUUACGUCGCUCUGGCCCACCUUGCUACCUGUUGCUUUCUGCUGUGAAAUCCCCCCAUACACGUGGAUUUACGGAUGCUUUGGUUAUCGAUGAUGGUGUCGUAAAGCGAGUGUGUGAGCGUAAGUGCCUUCCUUUCCCAGCGUAUAUGAAUUUGAGGAAACACAAGUGUGUGAAAAAUUUGUGCCCAAGGAAUACUACCCCGUUGUCACGAGGAAUUUUCGCCCCCCAAAAGGAUGGCAUUAUCGCUGAGACUUGUUACUGAGACAAUGGUUCCGUGUAGAUUGAAUGCCGGAGAUGCUUAGCGGAGAAUACGGAGAGUAGGAGUGUCAGCGAUGGCCUUACUGGCGGAGGACAGGCUGUCCCAGCCGCGUCCUGACGCAGCGGGCGAAGGAAGACCAUUCAACCACCACUACCAUCACCCACAUCUGCGUCCCUGCAGCAUCCGCGGCAGGAAGACCAGCGUUAGAUGGUGUCUAUCCCUAUCCAGACUAUGGGUGUGCUGUUUAUGGGUGCUGUUAGCCACUCCUGCCAACACCUGUGCGGACUCCAACGGUUGUGAUUUCUAUGGGAGUGGGCUGGAGCAAGACGGGCGAGGGGUGCAGCCUGUCUACCUGAGCUGCUCCUCAGGGCGGGUUGAGUGGCAGUACCCUCGAGCCGGACUCAGAGUCAUACUCAAGUCUCCCCACAAAGGGCGAGACUUCCACGCCUGCAUCAAGGGCGGUGCCAAGUUCGAGGGCGCCAGGAUCUACCUGGAGGGCCACCGCUCUCUCCUGCCGCUCUUCGCCCUCGACGACGGUCGUCCUCGAGAGCUGAUCCGCUGCUUCACGAGUUACAAGGGCCAGGCGGCUCUGUACGUCGAGGCCGAGGCAGGGGCUGAUGACCUCAAGAAGCAGGUGGCGGAGUUCGAGUAUGAUCUGCAGUCGCUCUCCAAAGGGGCCAUCUACGAUCCACUUGAAGAAUGUCGGCCGUGUUCAGAGGAGGAGCUCCUGCAGCUGUACUGCGCAGCGGACUUUGUGGCGAGGGGUUCUAUAGUAGGCGUGGCAGAUGACGCCAGCCUCAGCCGCACCCUUAUCACCGUCCGCGCCACUAAACUCAUCCAGCAGACAUCUCCGGUGUUCAAACACUCCCGCGCCCUCAAGCUCACUUCCUCCGAGGAGCAAGGGAAAGAGGAGGAGGAGGAGGAGCUCAGCAACUUCCUUCUGGAGGCGGAGAGCGGCUAUCUGGGUCGCGUGGAGGUGCCCCUUCAGUGUGGAGCUCGGGCUGGUGACGGGGAGUUCUUAGUGAUGGGUGUUAUGCGUCUGGGUCAGCCCCUUCUUAGAUGUGCUCCAAGACACCAGGAGUGGGUCACCCUCGCCCUGAACUCACAUAGCAGAGCCCAGUGUGUCUUGGAAACGUGAGCCGCCCUACACUACCCGCUGACAUAUAUCCUCACUCGAGGCCUAUGAUAUUGCUAAGUGAAUGGGGAAAAUGCUCCGUGUGUGAUGUUGACUGUAAUUGCAACCACAGCGCACAUUAUUCAAUGAGCGACUUUUGCUCUAAAUGGACAAUCAAUUUGCUGUUUUCCUAAUCGAAAAUAGACAGCCAGUUUGGUGCAAUAUAAGACGUUACGAUAGUUCACGUGAGAAUUGUAAGCCCUGUAUAAAGCUUAGCGGAACAAACAAGUUGGGAAGAAGCCAACGAUACAAUGCGUCGAAAUAUUACGUUAAUCCCACAGAAAACUGAGAGGAUUUCUCAUUGUGAUUGAUCUCUUCAGCAACUCAUAAAGUAUCACUCAAACAGAUCUACAAAAAUAAUAUCACAAAAUCCUAACGUGAGAAUAUAUCUUUAAAAUGAAACCUGAUUUAGUCUUUCACUUUGAUUUAGAAAAUAACAUAAAAAAAACUGCUGUGCCAUAAAGAUGCCUUUUUUUUUAGCAUGUUUAGUGCCAAGGGUGUCAACUGAUAAACUGCUGAUUACGGUGAACAUUUUGCUAACUGCCAAGUGAUAAGCUGAGUACCGUAAGGAUUUGACUCCCCCGGGCAGGAAGUACAUACGUGGACCUGCUAGAUGCUUGCUUCUUUACAUUGGGGUUAAAGAGUGUAAAUAUAGUCGAAAAUAAAGAAUUUUACAAUGCGCUUUAGCCUAGUAAAAAAAAUGGUUUAGUUAAUAACGGGAUGGAUUUGAGGAAAUAGUACACAGAGCGUAGUGUUGGUGGCGCUGUGUUCACCCUGUGUACACCUGAUGUAACAACGUUCAAUGAGUAAUUCAUUAGUGUCUUGGUUUCUCUCUCGUCCUGAAAAAAAAAUUCCGAUGAUUUUGGUUUAUUAUUGUUCUAAAAUUAUUGGACUUGCUAAAAUUUUAAACGACAUUUGUUUCCCCUGGGAAAUUUUAUUUAGAUCAUUCAUGUCGAAGAGAAUUGGUGUAAAAUACCGACAUUGUGGAAAAUGAAACACAAAUGGAGUCUAAUGCGAUCUGUGGUUGACAAUAAUGGAUCCCAUUAUACUACAGUUUUCUUUUUUUUUUUUUUUUACCAUUCAUGUCACACGCAGAUACAGUGCACACGAUACUUUUGCGGGAUUUGUUCUUUUUCACGAACUUUUUAAAACCGCUCAUAAGAAAAUCGCGUGAGGGAGAGAGAGAACACCAAGUCAAGGGUGACUCGCAUUAACACUCUUGUUCUGUGGUACAAAUCUCAAUCACAAGCUAUGGGAGUUUCUCUUGUGGUUGCGAGAGGUGCAAUAUUGUCUCGUGUUGUCCAGUAGCAUCCUGCCAGUGUACAAAGCUUUAGGUAUUCUCUCUUAAGGUUGUCAAGAUCGUGAAGCGGUGGGGGUCACCUGAGGAUUUUUCCUUUGCUCUUCCCAAAACUAAAAUUUUUUAAAUAUAAUUUUGUCAAUUCUUAGGCUACGUAAAUUUUAGGAAAGCUAUGUUGCUAGGUUAAUCUUGAUGCAAAAUAAUGAGCUUAAUUUACAAAGUUAUAUUUAACUGUUUUACGUAGUAAGAGGGGGGUAGGAGAUAUCUUCAGGUGAUAUUUGAUGAGUCCAGUUCUGUUGAUGUCCAGUUCUAUUGAUGCCCAGUGCCAGUGGUAUAAAAUUCACGUAACAUUUAAUUUAAUUGAUAUUUGGUUUGUUUACAUUUCUAGGAACAACCUCCAUUGACACUGGAAGUUUGCUUAAGGCUACUAGGAUUAUCAUGGACCCUAGAGACCUAGUAGAGGCUCCUAGAACUGGACUAUGACAAGAACAAUCUUUUCCUAACAACGACCCUAUUUAUUUUGAUGUACGUGUUGUUGCUAAGCUUGUGUAUUGUCUCAUAAGGAUUUUCACAAUUAUUCUUGAAUCUAAAGGUGCCAUUAUAUAUAUAUAUAUAUAUAUAUAUAUAUAUAUAUAUAUAUAUAUAUAUAUAUAUAUAUAUAUAUAUAUAUAUAUUAUAUACAUAUAUAUAUGUAGUGUACACAAAAUCGCUGAAAGGGCAUACUUAUUGAUUGAUCUCAGUGCGUACAUCUUGACAUGUACGUGUUGACAGUUGUGCACAUAUAUGUCCUGACAAAUGUACGCAUUUAUGUUUUGGCAAUCAUCUGCAUGUACGUCUUGGCGAGUGUACACAGACGGACACGUGUACGCUCGUCAUACUGCUCUGUGCCACACAUAAAUUUUAACUCUGUAAAACCUUGCAUAAAUUUAUCAUUAAUAACCCGUUUACAAGAGCCCAAUUUAUUUUUAUUUUUUUUGUAUUAUUGAAGCAAAAUUUUGAACCGCAAUUUUGAGUUCUCAGAGGAUUCCAUUUUUUUUUUGUUUU
Messenger RNA from Cherax quadricarinatus, 3814 nucleotides. RefSeq names its product meteorin. Gene Ontology annotation, molecular function: hormone activity. NCBI's taxonomy places the organism in Eukaryota, Metazoa, Arthropoda, Malacostraca, Decapoda, Parastacidae. The record is from RefSeq and is a predicted model, not a curated record.